Oncorhynchus keta (chum salmon) is the source of this 3197-nucleotide messenger RNA. RefSeq lists its product as uncharacterized. The record is from RefSeq and is a predicted model, not a curated record. The transcript has 4 exons. Lineage: Eukaryota; Metazoa; Chordata; Actinopteri; Salmoniformes; Salmonidae. Bases 1339 to 1881 code for a protein of 180 amino acids.
GUGGAUGGUCCAGAAACACACAACAUAUUAUUAUUUUUUCGAUAAAAUAAAUGUUAGACUUUUCUAACUACUUUUCAUUGGAAAUGCAAAUAAAGCGUUUUCAUCAAAAGCAAUCCAUUUUGAAUAGGAAACCACAGAAUCCUUGUAAUUACUACACGUGCUUAAUUACGUCACUUUAGUUUUGAGACGACUUUGCUGUGGCUUUGAAGCGGGCACCUGGCUCACAACUGGGAGGCAGUCAUUCCAAAUCGAAUGCAAUCAACCUUCAACCGAUAGAAAAAAACGCCUAAACGGGCGCCCGGUGUGAUUAAUCGAACCUCAUCACUGGGAACUAAUGCCGCCUUCAAAACAACAGGAAACUCGGAAAUAUCCGACUUUAGUAGCCUAAGACAACGGGGAACUCUGAAAAGACUAGCUCCGCCUGGGAAAGUCGUUUUGAACGGUCAACUCAGAAUUCAAAGUCGGUAACUUGGCCAUCUUUCUUUUGCUCUGACUUUUCGACCUGGAGAUCACUGACGUCAUGAUUUGACCUAGUUUUUGUCUGUGUUCCCAGUUGUCUUGAAAGCACCAUUAGAGAUUAAAUUUUGAAUGGCAUACUUAUUUAGAUUUUAUGCGGACUGGGGAUGAGGAAAAUGCGUUAUCUGAAAGGGAAAGUGUCAAUAACAUAUUCGCAUGUGGAUAUUUGUAAUAAACUACAUGACCAAAAGUGUGUGGACACCUGCUUGUGGAACAUCUCAUUCCAAAAUCACGGAAUAUGGAAUUGGUCCCCCCCUUUGCUGCCAUAACAGCAUCCACUCUUCUGGGAAGGCAUUCAAGUAGAAGUUGGAACAACGCUGCAGGGCCUUGCUUCCAUUCAGCCACAAGAGCUGGGCUCUGCUUGCCAGUCAAGUUCUUCCACACCGAUCUCGACAAAUCAUUUAUGUGUGGACCUCGCUUUGUGCACGGAGGCAUUGCCAUGCUGAAACAGGAAAGGGUCUUCCCCAAACUGUUGCCACAAGAUGGAAGCACAUAAUCGUCUGGACUUUAAUAUAAUUGUAUGCUGUAACAUUAAGAUUUCCCUUCACUGGAACUAAGGGGCCUGGACCGAACCAAGAAAAAACGCCCCAGACUUCCUGUUUCCAUCACAGCUGUCGUGAUUUUUUGUAUAUGGUAUGCUUAAUCAAAUAAAAACUGUGGAUGAAACGUGGUUAGUGACACUUCUCUGAGAGGCUUUUAUUUCGAAACGUAAAAUAUCCGUGACCCGGAAGGACUUUUUUUGUGUGUUGCUGACGAGUCGCUGGUCCAUGUGUUGUGGGAGCUGACAUCAAGCUAACGUUAGAAACCUAUGUUUAGAUAAAAAUGAGUUCUCAAAAGGGCAACGCAUCGCGGUCGCGAGGACAAAAGCACCAAAACACGACUGCUUACAAGAACGACAAAUAUGGAGCAAGUGUUCAAGUAAAGAUAGCAAACUCGAAGGUCCACGAGGGGUUAUGUCAACGCUGCAAGGAAGUUAUUGAGUGGAAAGUCAAAUACAACAAAUACAAAUCCCUUUCCCAACCUCGAACAUGUGUGAAAUGUUCUCAGAAGACGGUGAAGGAUGCAUAUCACGUCAUUUGUAAAACCUGUGCCCUGAAGCUGGAGCUUUGUGCCAAGUGUGGGAAGAAAGAGGACAUCGUAAUUCCGGUUAACACACAGAAGCAGGGAGAGGAAGAGGAGGAAUACACCAAUCAAAAGAUGACCGGACGUACUCGGAGGAAGGAGGACUUCAAUGAGCUUGAUGAUGACUUUGGUGACUUGGGCAGUGAUGAUGAUGAUGACUUUGCCAGUGACUCGGGUCCUGAGAAGGCAGGAAGCGGCAAGGCCCUUGUCCCUAAUGUGGCACAUGUUACUUUCAAAGACUAAAGACUGCUAAACCAGGAUGAUCCUAAAUGUACCUCCUAUCCAUUUUAUUAAUAUACUUAUCCUCUGAUUAUACAUACUUUUGCUAAGAAGACUCAUCACUAGAUUUAUUCACUCUAAAAUACAAUAGCCUACUUGUGUUGGUACGUUAAAUGGACAAACCCCACUUUCAAUAAACUGUUUUGUAGUAAAUGCUAUGAGAGAGCAAUUUUUGUUACCACACUAUUAACAUAAUUAAUUGAUGAUCUCAGUGGGUUUUAUUUAGUGCCUUUGGUAAUGACCACAUGCUAGUUUUGUUCUGCUUAUUCAAACACAUGAUCUAAAGUCCAAUGACCUUAGUGCUCCUCCUGACUUAAAGGAAUAGUUUACCCAAAUAACAAAACAAAAUGUGUUUCCUUACUUUGAAGGCGUAGUCUGUCCUCAUGCAUAGAUUGCUUAAAGAUACUACAAUGAUGAGUCUGUAGAUGCUGCCUCAAAUGUCCAGAGUGCACACUUUGCUACUUUCGAAAAAUGUCUUAAUUAUUUAGAUGCAGAUAUCAAAAGUAUGCCAAACAUAUAGGGCUCCCGAGUGGAGCAGCGGUCUAAGGCUCUGAAUCUCAGUGCUAGAGGCAUCACUACAGACCCUGGUUCGAUUCCAGGCUGUGUCAAACCCGGCCGUGAUUGGGAGUCCCAUAAGGUGGCGCACAAUUGGCCCAGCAUCGUCCGGGUUAGGCCGUCAUUGUAAAUAAGAAUUUGCUCUUAACUGACUUGCCAAGUUAAAUUGAAUAAAAAAUAUACCUUUUUUUCUAUUAAUUGAAUUUCAAGAAGAUCCUAAACAUAAUAAACUUUGGGCCAAACUCGCAUGGAAUGCCCCCCGAGAUUAAGACAAGUGUAUCAAUCAUAUUUCCUUUCUGCGUGAGGUGAUCUGCGUCUUUCUAUCAACUGGAACGUCUGUGGUUUAGGGCUGAAGCUGCGCCUGUUUGAAAUUGUCUGGAUUACGACAUAGAAGUUGCUUAAUACAAUUGUCUUCUGGUUUAUUUCAUUUGAAGAUGUUAGCUAAUUUACUUGGCCUAUUGGGACAUUAUAUAAAGCACUAUUAAUCAUUCGUAUCCUAACAAUCUCUUGAUAGUUUUAACCAUAUUUUGAAGCAAUACAUUAGGCCUAUUUUAAAAAUAUAUAUAUAUUUUUUUACAAACACGAGUAAAACAACGUUAGAGUUUAGGUUAUGAUGUGGUUAGUCAUAUGAACUUGUGAUAUCCUUCUGAAACUAAGUGGCUACCAUUGUGGUGUUUUUGAAAUUGAGGAGUAGGCCUUUAAUAAAAAUGUUUUACCAUUUUCAA